Camelus dromedarius (Arabian camel) is the source of this 1796-nucleotide messenger RNA. RefSeq names its product NOP2/Sun RNA methyltransferase 5 (gene NSUN5). Gene Ontology annotation, cellular component: nucleolus. The record is from RefSeq and is a predicted model, not a curated record. The transcript has 10 exons. Gene Ontology annotation, biological process: rRNA base methylation. Gene Ontology annotation, molecular function: RNA methyltransferase activity. The coding region runs from base 36 to 1427 and encodes 463 amino acids. NCBI's taxonomy places the organism in Eukaryota, Metazoa, Chordata, Mammalia, Artiodactyla, Camelidae.
CGCGACAGAGCCGUAAAGGCGCGCGAAAGCGGAGCAUGGCGCUGUACGCGGCGGCGGCGGCAGUGCUGGCGGGCGUGGAGAGCCGCCAGGGUUCCCUCAAAGGGCUAGUGUAUGCCAGCAGCUUCCAGAACGUGAAGCAGCUGUACGCACUGGUGUGCGAGACACAGCGCUACUCUGCGGUGCUGGACGCCGUGAUCACCAGCGCCGGCCUGCUCCGCGCCGAGAAGAAGCUGCGGCCGCACCUGGCCAAGGUGUUAGUAUAUGAGCUGUUGCUGGGAAGAGGCUUUAAAGGGCGUGGGGGUCGAUGGAAGGCUCUGUUGGACCGGCACCAGGCAAGGCUGAAGGCAGAGUUGGCCCGGCUCAAGGUUCACCGAGGUGUGAGCCGCAAUGAGGACCUGCUGGAAGUGGGAUCCAAGCCUGGUCCAGCCUCCCAGGUGCCUCGAUUUGUGCGGGUGAACACUCUGAAGACCUGCUCUGAGGAUGCAAUUGAUUAUUUCAAGAGACAAGGUUUCUCCUACCAGGGUCGGGCUUCCAGCCUCGAGGACUUAGGGGCCCUCAAAGGAAAGUGUUUUCUUCUGGAUUCCUUGUUGCCAGAGCUGCUCGUGUUUCCUGCCCAGACAGAUCUGCAUGAACACCCACUGUACCAAGCCGGUCACCUUAUCCUACAAGACAAGGCGAGCUGCCUCCCAGCCAUGCUGCUGGCUCCACCACCGGGUUCCCACGUCAUCGAUGCAUGCGCUGCCCCGGGCAACAAGACCAGUCACUUGGCUGCUCUUCUCAAGAACCAAGGGAAGAUCUUUGCCUUUGACCUGGAUGCCAAGCGCCUGGCAUCUAUGGCUACCCUGCUGACCCGGGCCGGGGUCUCUUGCUGUGAGCUGGCUGAGCAGGACUUCCUGGCGGUCUCGCCCUCAGACGAGCGUUAUCGUCAGGUCCAGUAUAUCUUGCUGGAUCCUUCUUGCAGUGGCUCCGGGAUGCUGACCAGGCAGCUGGAGGAGCCCGGCGCAGGGGUGCCGAGCAAGGAGCGCCUGCGAGCACUGGCGGCGUUCCAGCAGCGGGUGCUUAGUCACGCGCUCACCUUCCCGGCCCUGCAGCGCCUUGUCUACUCCACGUGCUCCCUCUGCCAGGAGGAGAAUGAAGAUGUGGUACAAGCCGCCCUGCAGCAGAGCUCAGGAGCCUUCAGGCUUGCUCCUGCCCUCCCCUCCUGGCCGCACCGAGGCAUCAGCACUUUCCCAGAUGCUGGGCACUGCCUCCGGGCCUCCCCUGAGACCACGCUCACGGGUGGCUUCUUCAUUGCUGUAUUUGAACGGGUAGAGGUGCCAAGCCUCCAGGUGGCCUGUGGUCCUGUGACAUCUUGUGGCACUCCUCCCCUUCCCCUGCUCCAGAGCGACUGCUUCAACGGGCCCUCCUGUGUAGGCAUUUCAGCCUAACCCACUCCUCAAGACCUUCUCUCACACUCCGUGAAGAAAACAGAAGCUACCAGGGUCAAAAGUCCUUAUAAUUCAUCUUCCACGAGGCAAAAGUCAUUUCAUUUUUUCUGCUUGAAAUUCUACACUGAUUUCCCUUAGUACUGACAAUCCAGGCACUCAACCCUGGCCAUGACUGACCUACUAACCAACUCUGCCUACCUCGCGACCUCAUCUGAUACCACUUUCCCUACUUUUAAACAUACAGCCACACCUGACUUCCUCUGUUCAUGAACCUACCCAACUUGUUUCUGCCUCUGGGCCCCUCACACCCCCACAUCCUUCUUAUCACAAAGACAGUCUCAGAGAUUAAAUGUGUUACUUCCUCAGAAA